Messenger RNA from Ixodes scapularis (black-legged tick), 2653 nucleotides. Its product is annotated as zinc transporter 5. Gene Ontology annotation, molecular function: zinc ion transmembrane transporter activity. The transcript has 16 exons. Gene Ontology annotation, cellular component: membrane; Golgi apparatus. Gene Ontology annotation, biological process: transmembrane transport; intracellular zinc ion homeostasis; zinc ion transport. The record is from RefSeq and is a predicted model, not a curated record. The coding region runs from base 240 to 2522 and encodes 760 amino acids. NCBI's taxonomy places the organism in Eukaryota, Metazoa, Arthropoda, Arachnida, Ixodida, Ixodidae.
GCGUUACGGAAGCGGAAGUGCCUUAAAAAACAUUUGAGAGGCGCUUCCGGUUCCUGUAAUGGCGCCCGCCACGGUGUCUCGGCGGUUCGGUGACUCGCGUUGAUCGCGAAGGCAGCGAAGGCUUCAAAACAUGAUCGCCACUUCACCACGCAGCCGAAUCUCUCGAAAUUCCAGGUACUAAUUAACGACGAAGGGUUCUGAGCCAAAAUGUGCAAUGUUCCAGACUGUGUAAGAUAACCAUGGAUCGGUUACCGACACACUACAGGCAUGGGGAGCCCAGCUCCCAAGUCAUCUACCACUCUUCGAGGCUCAAAGGAUACACAGCAGCCCUGAUCCUCUGCAAAUGCAUCUUAGCUUAUUCCUAUUCCGUUUCGUUCGACGUAUUAAAUUAUCUUCACGUUGUACAGUUUCUCUUCAUCUCCCGGAUAAUUGCAUCGGCGGGGCUCGUACUUAUACAGAAGCCUUUCUCGUCGGGGGCGAGACUCACCCGCAAUCAGUGGUUUCGAGUGGUUCGUCAUGCAGUCGUCAACUCUGCACUCACCCUGCUCUCCCUGUUUGGCCUCACGCUCUGUGGGCCUCUGAGGACAGUCCUGCUGACUCAGCACACAGAUCUCGUCAUGGUUGUGGGCAUCAGAGCACUCUUCACGAGCGCUGGGGGCCAUUCUAAAUUCAGGGGAGCUGUCUGCUUCAUUCUGGGAGUGUUUGCUCUGCUGUUUCUGGACUUCGACGAUAGUCAAGCAGUCCCGACGGAACACCCGGAAGGCUAUCUUCACCAUGGCCUAAGCCAUGGCUUCUACAUGAUGGCAUCAUGGCUUGGACUGCCUGACCAUAAGGGCGGAGUUCUGCUGCUGGUGCUGACGCUGUGUCUACAGACGGGCUUCAGGACUCUCUCGAGAACGCUGGCGGUGGACAUCGGGGGUGCCAAGCGGCUGAACGCUCUCUCCAGCGUGAUAUCCAUGGUGGCCCUGGCACCCCUGGCUCUCGUCCUCCAGUUCUCCACGUCGGCCGGCAAGGACCACGUGUCUGCCGUCCCCUUCCUGCCGCCCAUGGCCUUCUCGGGCAUCGUCCUGUUCGUCCUGGACUACUACGUGGAGUCCGUGUGCCAGGCCCGGCUGGGGCCGCAGGCUUCGGCCAAGCUCGGGUCUCUGACGGUGUUCUCGGCGGCGUUGGCGCUCGCCCUCGCGUGGAGAGGGCACGCGUUGGGCCUUCCCAACUACUGGGGGAGUCCGACCCCCGAACAGCACCUCCUGUCGGGGGGUCUGGUCUUCGCCUGGCUCAUGUUUGUACUGGCGACAGUCGUGCUGAGCUCUCCAGACCAGAAAGGCUCCAAGGGUACCCUCGUGGGCUUCUCGAGUGGCGGCCACCCCCUGUACAACUUCAACGGAGAUGCGCUCCAGAGGGGCUCCGGCUACUCCUUCCUGCACCUGCUCAAGCUGGGCCUGACGCAGAUCAUGAAGGAGUCUGACUCCAGGAGGAUCUUCUACUUCCUCUGCAUCAACCUGCUGUUCACAGGGGUGGAGCUCCUCUACGGGAUGUGGACCAACUCGCUGGGGCUCAUCUCAGACGGCUUCCACAUGCUGUUCGACUGCUCCGCACUCGUCAUGGGCCUGGCUGCUUCCCUGCUCGCCAGACGAGCCGCCUCUCGCACCUUUCCCUUCGGCUAUGGAAGGGUGGAGGUGCUGUCCGGGUUCAUGAAUGGACUGUUCCUCGUUGUGAUUGCCCUGAUGGUGUUCAGCGAAGCAGUCACCAGGCUCUUUGACCCUCCUCAAGUGAAGACCGAACGCCUUUUGACUGUGUCAGUGGCUGGGCUUCUUGUGAACCUGGUAGGAAUUUUCGCCUUCCGGCACACGCACAGUCACGGCGGCGGCAGCAGUCAUGCCCACGCUCACAACCACGGCCAUAGUAGCCACAGCCAUGGCCACACUCACAACCAUGGGCACAGCCACGCUGCUGGCAGGAAUGCAAACCUUCAAGGAGUGUUCCUGCACAUAGUGGCGGACACCCUGGGCAGCGUGGGCGUGAUCGUGUCGUCGCUGCUCAUCGACCAGUUUGGUCUGCUGAUUGCGGACCCCGUGUGCUCCCUCUUCAUCGCCGUGCUCAUCUUCCUGAGCGUGCUGCCCCUCCUCAAGCACUCCUCCCUGAUCCUGGUGCUCAGGUGUCCUCUGGAGCUGCAGGACAAGCAGCUGACCACUGCACUUGCCAAGGUUGUGAAGGUGGACGGUGUGAUAUCUUAUCAGAACGAACAUUUCUGGUAUCACACGAGUGAGGUUUUGGCUGGGUCCAUUCACGUUCAAGUGACCAAGGAUGCCAAUGCCCAGAAAGUGCUGAGUCAGGUGACGGCCAUUUUCAAGGAACUGGGUUUCCACUACUUCACGGUGCAAAUCGAGAAGGAGGACUUCUUCCAGCACAUGUCCGGCCUUCGUGCGAGCUCGGCGUACUACAACAAUGUGCUGCUUAGGUCCGCUGCACAUCAGCCUACCGCCAACGGUGCCUUAUCCGUGUGCAUUGUCAAAGCCGUCUGAUGACGGUGCAAGACGGUGCUGCCAGCCUGUGCGUCGUCAGAACUCCAUAGUAAACCAUUUUUGUACAGUGUGUGACUGCGGGGGAAGUUAUAUGUAGUUGCACUAAUAAACAAUGCUGUGUGAACUUUCUA